CCUUCAAGAUGGAGAACAUCUUUGACCACUAUGAUCUGCUGGAGGUGAUGGAAGGAACGGAGAAGCGCCCCGAGAACGACCCGGAGAAGAGCCCGUGGGUGCGGAAGAGCGCACAAGGCUACCUUCUACUUGGGCAAGCGUUGGGGAGCAGCCAAAUCCGUCACAUCAAGCCUUUUCAGCGUGAACCAGCAAAGGGACCAAAGGCAUGGGCUGUUCUCAAGGGUGUACAUGCUCCUGCAACAGCAGCGGUAGCUGUGGUUUUGGAGCGGCAAAUGGCAGCACUUCGAAUUGACGAAGGCGAACCGGUGGAGGAAGGAGUACAGAAAUUCUUCGACUUGUUGACACGGCUCGAAGGAGCUGAGCUAAACUACAGUGACCUUCAAAAGAAGACCAAGCUGCUGGCCUUACUUCUGGACUCAUGGUCCUCGCUCAUCAUGAACCUUAAUCGAGAUCUGCCCCGUCUCUCACUCGAAGAUGUGAAGCGGGAAAUCUUACAAGAAGAUUUCCGCCGUCGCGAAUUGGCGGGUCCCGAUGGUGCCGGAGUUGCAAGCAUGGGCCGUGGGCACGGCCGUGGAAGAGGCAGAGGGCGAGGAGAAAGAUUUGGCAGCAGUAACUUCAAUGGAGGCCGUGGUAAUGGAGGAUAUGGCAGCAACAACAACAAUGGCUACGGGCGUGGGCGCGGUCGAUUUGAUGGCGAAUGCCAUUUUUGUCACAAGACCGGCCACAUGUGGAGAGAUUGCUUCAGAUUGCCUGAUGGAUGGACCCCUUCUCAAGGCCAAGAGGGCAGAGGAGCAAGGGGAGGAAGAGGCAGAGGUCGUGGAGGCCGUGGUGGCCGUGGAGGCGAAGCGGCAAGCAUGAAAGGUGGAGACUACGACAAGGACUCGAGUGAAGAUCGAUACCCGGGCCAAUUCUUCUUUGUCUCCACGCAAGCGGCAGCUGCAGCAGGAGGUGUGGAAGGCUUUGAGGAGCCAGCAACUGUGGGAAAGGUCACCCUUCACUCUCUGGACUUUUGGGUGAUCGAUAGCGGCGCCACCUACAGCAUGACACCUCGUGCGGACUUGCUCACCGAACUCGAACCGUCGCCGGUGAAGCAUGUUACAUCGGCUUUGGGGCAGCGAGCAGAGGUGAAAGGCAUGGGCAAGGCCAUGUUCAAGGGUGCUGAUGGGAAGAUGGUGGGCCUCAAGAACGUGCUUUGGGUGCCCAACCUUGCAGCCAACCUGAUUUCCGUUCGGCGUUUGCAAAAGGCCGGCAUGGACACAUCUUCCAAGGGCUCCAAAACAUAUACCGCGAGGCUUGGUGAGCGGAAGCUUUGGGACCUUCAUGAGGACAGGGACAUCUACAAUGAGAUGUGGCAAAUCCCAGUGGUCCCCAUGCCUAAGGGGAGGCAAGUGGCAGCAAGCGUCAGCACCAAGAGUGAAGCGGUUGGUGGCGGUGAUCACGGAAAACAAAGUGACACCAAGAGUGACUCGAAGGAGUGCAACCUUGGAGAGACCAGCAAGGCGUGUGAACCCAAGGAGAGUGGUGCAGCAGCCAAAGGUGGUGGAAAUGAGGAGGAGAAGCCUAAGAUCAGCAAAGCAGCAGCGGCGAAGGAGAAAGGAGAGAGCUUGUGGGGCACGAUUGCGAGUGCCGCUUUCUCCAACCCGACUUCCGCUACGGGAGAGUGUGAUUGGCUGACCUUGCAUCGGCGAAUGGGGCAUGUGGCAUUGCCCAUUUUGCAGCAGAUUGUUAAGCAAGAGAUGGUCAGUGGGAUACGUGUCAAGGGGGAGCCCAAUGAGGUGCUUGGCUGUCCAACAUGCAUGCAAGCCAAGUUCACCCGCUACCCGUUCCAUAGCUCGGAGACAACGGCGAAGGCACCACUUGAUGAGGUGGUGAUGGAUGUGGUGGGCCCCUUGAAGCUUGGAGCUGCUGGAGCUGAGUACUUUCUCACCAUUGUGGACGUCUACACUCGCAUGACUUGGGUGUAUGUGCUGCCCAAGAAGAGUGACGUAGCUGAAACUGUGAAGACCGAUUGGUUGCCGAUGGUGGAGCGGCAACAAGACCGACUUGUGAAGGCGAUUCGCACUGACCGUGGGGGAGAGUUCCUGAGCAAGGAUUUCUCAACUUGGCUGAAGAAGCAGGGCAUAAGGCACUCUCUUACCAUGCCCUACUCUCCUGCAAUGAACGGCAUCGCCGAGCGUGCGAAUCGGACACUCACGGAGACGGCUCGGGGACUUCUCAUUGAAGCCGGUCUUCCCAAUUACUUUUGGCCGGAUGCGGUGCGGCAUGCUUGUGUGGCCAAGAACAGAGCCUUGACUCAUGUGGGAGAAGACAAAUGGGUGCCCUAUGUGGAGUGGAUUGGAAGGAAGCCGAAGGUGGAUAUGCUUCGGGUGUUCGGGUGCAUAUGCAUGGCACUUGUGCCUAAGAAACUUCGGCACAACAAGCUUGAUGCCAAGGCAACAUGGGCCGUGCACCUGGGCAUGGCUCAAAACAGCAAGGGAUGGCUUCUUUGGGACCCAUUUACCAAGAAGUUCCUGGUGAGCAGAGAUUGCAAGUUCAUGGAGAACUUACCGUACAAGGAGUGGAAGGCGGAGAACCAAGCGAAGAUUGGUGUGCGGCUCAGAGAGGUGAAGAGUACCGGCUUGGAGCAUGUGGAGCUGCCCUUGGAGCUGAGUAGCAGCAGCACUAUUACAAGGCAAUCUCCUCAAAUGAAUGGGGGAGAAGAGGAGGAGGAGGUGCAGCAAGGUGAUGAGCGUGCACCGGCACUUCCGCCUCGUGCUACAAGUGCUCGUGGGAACCGACCAGAUUUACCGCAACGCCAUGAGAGCAUUCAAGUCCCUGCAGCAGAGGAGGAAGGAAGGGGGAGAAGGAGGACUCAGCCCCCUAAUAGGUUGAGCUAUGACCGGCUUGGAGGACCAGCCAACUCAACCUUGACCGGUUCGGCUCUCAUGCUAGGCGAUGAUGCGGAAGAUGAAAGCGAGGAGUGCGCCUUUGCCUUCUUCUCUCCGGUGGAGAUGCCGGGGGAGCCUACAAAUCCCAAGGAGGCUUGGGAGGGCCCCAAUGGGAAGGAGUGGAAGAAGGCCUCAGAUGAAGAAAUGGGGAGCAUCAUCGAGAACGACACGUUUGACUUGGUGAACCUACCUCCGGGGCGUAAGGCGAUCUCUUCCAAGUGGCUCUUCAAGCGCAAGACCGACGCCGACGGCAACAUCGAGCGCUACAAGAGCAGACUUGUAGCCAAGGGGUAUCAGCAGCAAGAGAAGAAGGACUACAAUGAAGUGUAUGCCCCUGUGGUGAAGGGUACAACCCUUCGAACCCUCUUCGCCGCGGCGGCCAUCAAAGGAUGGGUGGUAGCAGCUGGAGAGAGAGUGGCCAAGUACCUUGGCCAAACAGCAACUGUUGGACUGCAAUACUCCGCGGCGGCACAAAGGCGUCAAAAGGGGGCGGAUGGAGUCGAACCCGGGAGGCUCUUUCUCACCGCCUUCUCUGAUGCAUCUUGGGCAUCAGAACCAGAGGACAUGACAAGUGUGGGAGGCUUCAUCUGCUGUGUUGGUGGAGGCCCAACAGCUUGGGAGAGCAAGAAGCAAGUGGACCAAGCAUUGAGCUCGGUGGAGUCCGAGUACAUGGCACUCUUCCGUGCCAUAAGAGAGGUUGUGUGGCAGCGGCGUUUGCUAGCUGAAUUGGGGGAGGAGCAGCAAGGACCAACCCCACUCUACUGUGAUAGCCAAGGUGCUAUUGCAUUGGCUAAGAACCCGGUUCUUCAUGGCCUUACCAAGCACAUGAAGGUGAAGUGGCAUUGGGUGAGGAGCAUGGUAACCGCGGGUGAAGUGGAGUUGCACUACGUGAAGACGACGGCGCAGCCAGCUGAUAUGAUGACCAAGAGGCUGGUUGAGCAGCAGCAUUGGAAGUGUUGCAAGCUUGCUGGGAUGGCUCUGAACUAAGGGGAGCAGAUUCUAAGGCCAACAAUCCGAGGAGGAGUUUGUUGGUGCAACCCUAUGGCUUGCACUCGGCUU
Messenger RNA from Closterium sp. NIES-67, 3986 nucleotides. The record is from the annotation of a GenBank genome assembly. NCBI's taxonomy places the organism in Eukaryota, Viridiplantae, Streptophyta, Zygnematophyceae, Desmidiales, Closteriaceae.